CCGUUUGUCCUCCGUCCGUUCAGCGAAACAGAGGUCAGAGCAGCACUCGAGAGCGAUCGUCCCAGGAUGCGAGCUUUCAACAGACUUCUAUCAUCUGUACGGAUUGUGUCCGAGCACACAUUUGGGCGACUCAAGGGGCGCUUCCCAUCACUCAAAGACUUGGGCCCUCAUGUCGAUCUCGAAGAUCUGUACGAUGUCCUCGAGGCGCUCAUCAUCCUCCACAAUAUCUGCAUCGAUUGGGAUGAUAGACCCGAGAAUAUCUGGAGCUUUGAUCCAGACGAUCCACCACGCAGUAAUGAGGAGAUGCCUCCUGACGUUGACGGUGACAUGUAUAACAUUUGCGCCAACAUUACGGGAGGAAGUAGAGUACCGUUGUACGAGACAGAUGCAUGGCUUAAGGAAGAAGGGUAUCGCAAGCGUUGGGCAAUUCUUAAUGAAUUAUUUCCAUGA
This is a messenger RNA of Dichomitus squalens LYAD-421 SS1, 450 nucleotides long. RefSeq lists its product as uncharacterized. Lineage: Eukaryota; Fungi; Basidiomycota; Agaricomycetes; Polyporales; Polyporaceae. The transcript has a single exon. The record is from RefSeq and is a predicted model, not a curated record. The annotation marks the transcript as partial.